AUGGGCUUUGUGGGAAGAAGUAGGUCCAAGGCUGUGUUUGCGAGAUUCACUAUCGGACAAACUGUCACAACCCCCCUUAGCCUUACUUUACAGCACUGGAAGGAUGUUCAAGUCACAGCCAGCAAUCUUUCGGUAGAAAUCCGGAAGAGAAAAUGGACGACCUUCUGUUCAUCAGAAUGGCCCACCUUCAAUGUUGAUUGGCCACGAGAAGGAACCUUUAACUUGACUAUUGUUUUGCAGGUUAAGGCCAAAAUAAUGGACCCGGGACCACAUGGACACCCGGACCAGGUCCCUUAUAUUGUUACCUGGGAGGCUCUUGUUUUAGACCCUCCCCCUUGGAUUAAGCCCUUUUUAUUCGCCCUAAACCUCAAAGUCCCUACCCCCUUAACCAUCCCAUCUGCCCCCCAGCUUUCUCUCCCACUCCUUCCUUCCCCAACUCCCCAUCCCCCUCCACAUACUUCACUUUACCCAGCCCUUGUUCCUUUAGAAAAUAAAAAGCAGGCUCCAGAAAAGGACAGGCCUACUGCCCCGAAGGUUUUACCACCGGGGGAAGACGUCCUGCUGGACUUACUGACCGAGGAUCCGCCACCCUAUCAAGGGGCCGCUCCCCAACCUCCGGGAGCGGAAGCUGCCGCUCCUCAACCACCCGCCGACCCCGCACCAUCCCCAAUAGCUGGCCGGCUCCGAGAACGCCGAGAGCAGGCCACAGACUCUGCCACCACCUCUCGAGCCUUCCCCUUGCGCGCGGGGUUGGGUGGGCAGCUACAGUACUGGCCUUUCUCAGCCUCCGACUUGUAUAACUGGAAAAAUAAUAAUCCUCCCUUUAGCCAAGAUCCCUCCAAAUUAACUUCUUUAAUUGAAUCUAUCUUGGUAACUCAUCAACCCACUUGGGAUGAUUGCCAACAGCUAUUACAGGUACUGCUGACUACUGAGGAAAAACAACGCGUUUUUCUCGAAGCAAGGAAAAACGUCCCCGGAGAAAAUGGGCGUCCCACUCAACUACCCAAUGAGAUAAACGCUGCUUUUCCCUUGGAACAGCCAAACUGGGACUUCAAUACACCUGAAGGUAGGAACCACCUACGCCUUUAUCGCCAGUUGCUAUUAGCGGGUCUCCAUGGGGCCGCUCGGCGUCCCACCAAUUUGGCUCAGGUUAAGCAGAUAGUUCAGAAAGGAGAAGAAUCGCCCUUGGCUUUCCUUGAACGUCUUAAGGAGGCGUACUGCAUUUACACUCCUUAUGACCCUGAGGAUGCGGGACAGGCUACAAAUGUCGCCAUGUCUUUCAUUUGGCAGUCAGCUCCAGAUAUCAGAAAGAAAUUAGAAAGGCAGGAAAAUCUCCAGACACUAUCCCUACACGACUUGCUCAAGGAAGCCGAACGUAUUUAUAAUAAAAGAGAAACUCCAGAAGAGAAGGAGGAAAGGGUUAGAAAGGAAGCAGAAGAAAGGGAGAGUGCACGUGACCGUAAAAGAACUAAAGAAAUGAGUAAGUUACUGGCCACCAUAGUGACAGGACAGAAACAGGAUAGACAGAAGGGAGACCGCCGAGGUACCCAAAUAGAAAAAGAUCAAUGUGCAUACUGUAAAGAAAAGGGGCAUUGGGCGAGAGACUGCCCAAAGAAUCCCAGGAGACCUCAAAGACCAAGACCUCAGACAUCCCUGCUCACCUUAGACGACUAGGGGGGUCCAGGCCAGGAGCCCCCCCCCGAGCCUAGGAUAACUCUGGAAGUUGGGGGGCAACCCGUCACCUUCCUGGUGGACACGGGGGCCCAACACUCGGUGCUGACCACAACCUCCGGACCUCUGAGUAACCGAUCAGCCUGGGUCCAAGGAGCCACUGGAGGGAAGCGGUACCGAUGGACCACCGACCGUAAGGUACAGUUGGCUACCGGUAAGGUGACGCAUACUUUCUUGCAUGUUCCCGACUGCCCCUAUCCCCUACUGGGAAGAGACUUGCUUACUAAACUGAGGGCACAAAUUCAUUUCGAAGAAACUGGGGCACACAUUACUGGACCCAAAGGACAGUCAUUGCACGUACUAACUCUCGGGAUAGAGGAUGAGUACAGGUUGUAUGAACAAGAAAAGAGCAAAGAAGACCCGUAUAUACACCCCUGGGUGCAAAAAUUCCCACAAGCUUGGGCUGAGACGGGAGGUAUGGGCUUAGCCGUCCACCAGGCUCCUUUAGUUAUUCUACUAAAAGCUGCUGCCUCGCCUAUAUCCAUAAAGCAAUACCCGUUGUCCCAAGAAGCCCACCGGGGAAUUCGCCCUCACAUAAAGCGACUGCUAGACCAAGGAAUACUAACUCCCUGCCAGUCUCCUUGGAAUACCCCGCUCCUCCAAGUCAAAAAGCCGGGAACUCAAGACUAUAGACCAGUACAGGACUUGAGAGAAGUCAAUAAGCGGGUCGAGGACAUCCACCCCACGGUCCCUAAUCCAUACAACCUACUAAGUGGACUGCCCCCUACUCACGUCUGGUACACCGUUCUGGAUCUAAAGGACGCGUUUUUUUGUUUGCGGAUCCACCCUAGUAGUCAGCUCAUUUUUGCCUUCGAAUGGAAAGAUCCAGAAUUGGGAGUAUCAGGGCAAUUGACUUGGACUAGGUUACCCCAGGGAUUUAAAAACAGCCCUACACUAUUUGAUGAGGCGUUACAUCGGGACCUAGCCGACUUUAGAAUUCAACAUCCAACCUUAAUAUUGCUCCAGUAUGUAGAUGAUCUGUUACUGGCAGCCCAGACGCAGGAGGACUGUAUAUCAGGGACUGAAGACCUCUUGCAGGCCCUGGGUACCAUAGGAUACAGGGCCUCCGCAAAAAAGGCGCAAAUUUGCCAGAAGCAGGUCACAUAUUUAGGAUACCAGAUCAAGGAUGGGCAGAGAUGGCUGACUGAGUCUCGCAAACGGGCAAUUAUGAAUAUUGCCCCACCCCAGAGUCCAAAACAACUGCGGGAGUUUCUGGGUACAGCUGGAUUUUGCCGUCUAUGGAUCCCCGGCUUUGCAGAGAUGGCCGCCCCUCUGUACCCGCUGACAAAACCAGGGACGCUGUUCGCCUGGGGAGAGACUCAACAAAAGGCCUUCCAAAACAUCAAGGAGGCCCUUUUACACUCCCCGGCCUUAAGGUUGCCAGACUUAACCAAACCUUUUGAGCUAUUCGUAGAUGAGAGACAAGGGUACGCAAAAGGAAUCCUGACCCAGAAGCUGGGACCCUGGAGACGCCCUGUGGCUUAUCUUUCCAAAAAGCUGGAUCCGGUUGCUUCCGGUUGGCCCCCAUGCUUGCGGAUGGUAGCGGCGAUUGCAGUUCUGGUAAAAGACUCGGGUAAGCUCACACUGGGACAGCCGCUUAUUAUUCUGGCCCCACAUGCCAUAGAGGCCCUGGUCAAACAGCCACCAGACCGCUGGCUUUCUAACGCCCGCAUGACACACUACCAAGCCAUGCUUCUAGAUAAAGACAGAAUACAGUUCGGGCCUAUAGUGACUUUAAGCCCAGCCACCCUGCUACCACAACCGGGGGAGGCGGAACCCCAUGACUGCUUGCAGAUCCUGGCCGAAGUACAUGGAACUAGACCCGACUUGACCGACCAGCCUCUCCGAGAUGCCGAUUUCACCUGGUACACAGAUGGGAGCAGCUUCUUGGACAAUGGGGAGCGGAAGGCCGGAGCCGCUGUUACCACCGAAACUGAGGUAGUUUGGGCCGAGGAACUUCCGCCUGGAACAUCAGCACAGCGCGCCGAGCUGAUCGCCCUAACCCACGCACUCAAGAUGGCUAAAGGCCAUAGUCGCUAUGCCUUCGCCACCGCUCAUGUACAUGGUGAGAUCUAUCGCAGGCGGGGCUUACUGACCUCAGAGGGCAAGGAAGUUAAAAACAAGCCUGAAAUCUUGGGCCUGCUUGAGGCCUUGUUCCUGCCCCAAAAACUGAGCAUUAUGCAUUGUCCGGGACACCAAAAAGGACAGACCCCGGAAGCAAGAGGCAAUCGACUGGCUGAUAAAGCCGCCCGAGAAGCAGCGCUAAGAGGGACUCUAAAAACCCCGGUCCUUCCAGUAGCGGCUAAGCCCCAGACAAAAAGACUCAGUCCACUCCCUUACAGCCCAGAGGACAUGAACGACCUAAAGAAAAUGGGGGCCACCUUUAACCCCGAAAAUGAAAUUUGGACUUAUAAUGAAAAAAUAGUUUGGCCAAGAAAGUGGACUCACCAGAUGAUAGACCGCCUCCACAAAUUAACCCAUCUCAGCAACCGAAAAAUGAAGACCCUCCUUGAUCGAGAAGAGGGACUAAGGUAUCUCCUGGGAAAAGAGGACAGUUUACAAUUGGUGACAGAUCAGUGCACAAUAUGUGCACGUGUCAGCGCCGGAAAGACUAAGGUAGGACUAGGAGUGCGGGUACGGGGACAACGACCGGGGACCCACUGGGAGAUCGACUUCACAGAAAUAAAACCUGGAAUGUAUGGAUACAAGUACCUCCUAGUGUUCGUGGACACAUUUUCAGGCUGGGUGGAAGCCUUCCCUACCAAACAAGAAACCUCCAGAGUGGUAACCAAGAAACUAAUGGAGGAAAUUUUUCCCCGGUACGGUAUGCCACAGGUACUAGGGACUGUCAAUGGGCCCGCGUUCGUCUCCCAGGUAAGUCAGCUGGUGGCCAAACUGCUGGGGAUUGAUUGGAAAUUACAUUGUGCUUACAGACCCCAGAGUUCAGGACAGGUAGAAAGAAUGAAUAGAACAAUUAAGGAGACUUUAACUAAAUUAACGCUUGCAACUGGCAUGAAGGACUGGGUGUUCCUCCUACCCCUAGCCCUUUAUCGCGCCCGCAAUACCUCAGGCCCCCAUGGCCUCACCCCUUUUGAAAUUCUGUAUGGAGCCCCCCCACCUGCUGUUAACUUCUUUGACCCAAACAUCUCUGACUUUGCUAAUAGCCCCUCUUUGCAAGCUCACUUACAGGCACUCCAGAUCGUCCAGCGGGAAGUCUGGAAACCUCUGGUGGCAAUAUACCAAGAUCACCAGAGCCACCCCGUCGUGCCUCAUCGCUUCCAGAUAGGAGAUUCCGUGUGGGUCCGCCGUCACCAGACAAAGAAUUUGGAACCCCGGUGGAAAGGCCCGUACAUCGUCCUCCUCACCACUCCUACGGCUGUAAAGGUAGACGGAAUUGCCACCUGGAUCCACGCUUCCCACGUCAAGGCGGCCCGGGCCCCGGAGGAAACCUCAGAGACCCCAGCCUGGAAAAUACAGCGCACUCAAAACCCCCUGAAGAUAAGAUUUACUCGAACAUGA
Messenger RNA from Dipodomys spectabilis (banner-tailed kangaroo rat), 5250 nucleotides. RefSeq lists its product as uncharacterized. The record is from RefSeq and is a predicted model, not a curated record. Lineage: Eukaryota; Metazoa; Chordata; Mammalia; Rodentia; Heteromyidae. Gene Ontology annotation, biological process: proteolysis; DNA integration; virion assembly. Gene Ontology annotation, molecular function: zinc ion binding; aspartic-type endopeptidase activity; RNA-DNA hybrid ribonuclease activity.